This is a messenger RNA of Salvia hispanica, 2997 nucleotides long. Its product is annotated as Endosomal targeting BRO1-like domain-containing protein. The record is from RefSeq and is a predicted model, not a curated record. NCBI's taxonomy places the organism in Eukaryota, Viridiplantae, Streptophyta, Magnoliopsida, Lamiales, Lamiaceae. Gene Ontology annotation, molecular function: protein binding. Gene Ontology annotation, cellular component: endosome. Gene Ontology annotation, biological process: protein transport to vacuole involved in ubiquitin-dependent protein catabolic process via the multivesicular body sorting pathway.
UUCCCAAAAUUUAGCAAUUCCCAACCACAACGAUAUUUACUUGUAUUCUGUCUGAACUCUGAAUAAGUUUGGGUAUCACCUAGAGUUCUCCGAUCAAUCGCCGCCGAUCAACCGUAAUUAAUGGCAUCGGCGUCGUCGACUACUCUCACCAACGUCAUGCUGGCGAUCCUCGAGAAAAAGACCAACUCUCUCGACCUCUACAGGCCGCUGCGCAACUUCAUCGCCAUCAAUUACUCCGAGCGCGAGGCGCAGAAUCUGGAGGAUGAUCUCGACACUCUCAAGCAGCUCCGCUCCGACGUCGAGCGCGGCGCCGGAUCCGACUCGCUCUCAGCUCGCCGCGACCUCCUCCAGAAUUACUAUAAAGCCCUAUGCGCGGUGGAGUCUAGGUUUCCGAUUUCGCCGGACAAGGAUCACGUCAAUACGGUGUCCUUCACUUGGUUUGACGCGUUUAAGAACCGCCAGAAGGCUUCUCAGCAGAACGUACAUCUCGAAAAAGCUGCUGUGUUAUUUAAUUUGGGGGCAGUGCACAGUCAAAUGGGACUAAGUUUUGAUCGGUCUGCUGUGGAGGGCAGGAGGCAGGCUUCACAUUCAUUUAUAGCAGCGGCUGGGGCAUUUGCAUUUUUGAGAGAUAAUGUUGCAAUGAAAGCAUCGGUUGGUAGCUCAAUCACACUGGAUAUAUCAGUUGAGUGCGUGGGGAUGCUGGAGAGGCUGAUGUUAGCUCAGGCACAGGAAUGUGUGUAUGAGAAUACCAUAGCAAAGGGAAGCAGUGCUGGAGUCUGCGCGAAGAUUUCAAGACAGACUGGGCUAUUCUACGAGGAAGCUUUUGCACCGUUGGCUGUUGCCCCUUUAAAUCAGCACCUUGACAAAGGCUGGAUUGCCCAUGUUCAGCUAAAAGCAGCUUUGUUUUAUGCAGAGGCUUGCUAUAGGUAUAGUUUAGAGCUACAUGAUAAAGAAGAAAUUGCAGAGGAAAUUGCACGCUUAAAAAGUGGGGUUAAUGCCUUAUCUGAGGCCAAAAAAACAGCUCCUAGAGGGGCAUCCCAACAGCUCUUGGAUGCAAUUAACAAAUUAGAGAUUAGUAUGAACCACAAUCUGGAAAGGGCUAUGAAGGAAAAUGACAGAGUGUACCUAAUGAGGGUUCCUCCUGCUAGUUCGUUAUCACCACUUCCCGCAUUUGCUAUGGUGAAGCCUAUGCCAAUGGGUGAGGUGUUGGAUGCAAGCAGGGAGAGGAUGUUUGCAAGUCUUGUUCCUGAUAGUAGUGCCAAAGCCCUUUCUAGAUACACCGAAAUGCUUGAUGAAAUUACUAGGACCCAGGCUGAGAAAUUACAGCAAGGAAGUGAACUAGCUCGAGUGAGACUAAAGGAAAUGGAUUUGCCUGACUCUAUUCUUGCUCUGGAAGGGAACUUCACUCUACCAACUGCACUAAAAGAAGAGGUGGAAGCAGUGCAGAUAUGUGGUGGCCCAGCUGGUUUGGAAGCUGAGCUUCAGCAACUGAAAGAUUUAAGGAGGGUAAACCAUGAGAUGUUGGUACAGAUAGAGGAACAGUUGCAGAAGGAGACAACAGAGGAUUCACAGUUUAGAAACCAAUUUGGAAGUCGGUGGACACGACCUCAAUCGAGUACCCUGACAAAGAAUUUGCAGGACAGAUUAAAUAGGUUUACAGCUAAUCUGAAGCAAGCUGCAGAAAGUGAUGCUCGCAUCGAAAGAUCCGUUAGAGAAAACGCAGCACUUUUGUCAAUCCUUGACUGCCGUCCAAUUGAAUCUGCUCUGCCAACUCUCGCCAGGCCUAUAAUGUCUCUCGAUGCAAAUGAAGAUGCUGUGGUUGGAGCCUUGAAGCAGAAUUUGAGGCAAUUGGAGAUUCUUGGUUCUCACAGAGCAGGGCUGGAGGACAUGCUAAAAGAGAUGAAGAGGAAGGAUGACAUUCUACCUAAGUUGAUGACAUCUACUGGAUCUCAAGAGGAUCUUUUCAGGAAGGAGUUAUCGAAAUAUGACAGCAUUUGUCAAGAAAUUGCUGAGAACCUUGAUUCUCAGGAACACUUGUUAACUGAAAUCCAGGCUCAAAAUGAUGAGUUCGCUGCUAUCUUCAACCUAGAAGAUUAUAAAGCAUCCCGCGAAAAUGGAUACAGACAGAUUGAAGCUGCCAUAGCAAAGUUCCGUGAAAUUAAGGACAACAUCAAUGAAGGACUGAAGUUUUAUGUCACCCUUCAGGACGCUAUCACAAUCGUAAAGCAACAGUGCAGUGAUUUUGUGAUGACUAGAAAUAUCCAGUGUCGUGAGAUGCUUGAAGAUGUUCAGAAGCAGAUGUCUGGUCUUAGUUUCCAGGAUGGAAAAAACACUGCUAGUUACUCAUUUCCUUCUGCUGGGCAGCCUCAUCAGACUCAAAGAAUCAAUUCUCAACAGCAGCAGGAUCCGGGGUACGUGCCAAACUCAUCUCAACCUUCGGUUUCCACUUACCAACCACCACAGCAGCCAACUAUGCCCAUAUAUUCUCAAACUCCUCCAUAUAGAAGCCAGCAACAACCUACACCUCCCUAUCAUGCACCCGUUUCAAGUUCAUAUCAGCCUCCCCAACAGCAACAACCUCCAGCGAGCCAUGAAUAUGGGCAACCUGCAUAUCCUGGUUGGCGGGGUCAAUACUACAAUGCCCCUCCUCAGCAAGCUGGAUCAAUGCCGCGCCCUCCUUACACUAUUACACCUCCAUAUCCACCUUCCAACCAGAGUGGCUACUACAGACAGUGAAUUUUACUUACUAUCUGUGUCAAUGACUUCAUAUUGAUUUCCUCCAAUAUCAUUGUUCAGACAUUAGAGAGAUUGUGGUGUCGGCUUCUUCAAUAUUGAACUGUAACUGAUCUUGCAAAUGUGUUGGGUGCCUAGAGUUUGUGGUUUAUUCAUUAUUUUGUAUAUCAUUAUAGAGGUUUAGCACCUCAGUUGUAUAUGAUAAUAAUUGUGUGCUUGUGUGCUUUUUCCUAUAUAUAGCUAUAAUAUAAAUAUUUAAUACCA